Molecule: messenger RNA, 10182 nt
Organism: Nothobranchius furzeri (turquoise killifish)
Lineage: Eukaryota; Metazoa; Chordata; Actinopteri; Cyprinodontiformes; Nothobranchiidae
Product: corticotropin-releasing factor receptor 1
Biological process (GO): adenylate cyclase-activating G protein-coupled receptor signaling pathway; cell surface receptor signaling pathway
Cellular component (GO): plasma membrane; neuron projection
Molecular function (GO): corticotropin-releasing hormone binding; corticotrophin-releasing factor receptor activity; corticotropin-releasing hormone receptor activity
Source: RefSeq, a predicted model, not a curated record
AAACCUCCCUUUAGUUGGAGUUUGAUGGCCCAUUAAAGAGUGGUCGGACCCAUUUGGACCUGCAGAAGUUGGGCUCCUCACAAAAACCAGUCCAAACUUUACUGAUUUCAUCUGCUCAGAUGUGGAACUUCAGAGGGGUUUGUUCUGGGCCGGAUUUGCAGACCCCUGAGGACCGGACCAUCUGUCUGUCUCGGAGCAGAGCCAGGACUGUGCUCGGUUCGGCUCUGAACGGGAUGCAUCAUGUGAAGUGAGUGGACUCGGUUCUGUGUCCUUCCUCAGCAGCGCCGUGUGAUCCGGGUGUUUCCUGUUCGGAUCCUCUCGAUGACACUACGUGGGCGGUGCGUCGUGGAUCUGCGCCACCGCUGCUCCACCAUGCAGGAGUCCGGACCGGGAUGCGGAGCCGCAGGGACGUGACAGACCGUGUGGUUCCGAGGACCCUGCCAGUAGCAGGACUUCAGGUCCGGUCCGAACGGGCGUGAUGAUGCUGCGCGUCUGCCCCAAUAGGAUGGUUCUGUAGCGACAGAGCGAACAGCUUUCUCUCGAACCUGAUCAGAACUGGACCAGAACCCGAUCGAGCAGCUGAUCUGCUGUGGAUGUUAAACAGAACCAUUUGGAGACAGGAGCUGGUCCCUCUGGCUGCGCGUAUUUGGCACAGAACCGUUUCCAGUUUGUGGUUCUGAACCCAAAAGCGGACAGAUCCGUCUAAUUGGAACCUGAAGACAUUUCAUUAGCUGGAGAGGAUGGAGUGACCCGGUCCGGAGAUGCGUCUCAGCUGGGUUUAUCUGCUCCAGGUGUGUGUGGUGGUUCUGCCGAUGGCCUCUGUAGCCGAUCUGACCUGUGAGGCUCUGCUCAUGCUGGCGGGAAACGUCUCAAUACAAUCCCUGGUGGCCUCCUGGAACCAAACCCUGAGCAACGCCACGAGCCAGUGGAGCGGUUCAGGGGUCUUCUGCGAAACCUCCAUUGAUGGUAUCGGUACGUGUUGGCCCAAGAGUGGCGCCGGCCAGCUGGUGUCACGACCUUGUCCCGAGAUGUUUUAUGGUGUCAAAUACAACACCACAAAUAAUGUUUAUAGAAAAUGCCUUGCUAAUGGGACGUGGGCACAGAAGGGGAACUACUCCAUGUGUAAAGCGAUACUUAACGAGGAGAAAAAAGGCAAGAUGCACUACCAGAUCGCCGUCAUCAUCAACUUCCUGGGCCACUGCAUCUCCAUGGUGGCUCUGCUUGUAGCCUUCUUCCUCUUCCUGUGCUUGAGGAGCAUCCGAUGCCUCCGGAACAUUAUCCACUGGAACCUGAUCACCGCCUUCAUCCUGAGGAAUGCCACCUGGUUCAUCGUUCAGCUGACCAUGAGUCCAGAGGUCCAUGAGAGUAAUGUGAUUUGGUGUCGUCUCGUCACGGCGUCCUUCAACUAUUUUCACUCCACCAACUUCUUCUGGAUGUUUGGGGAAGGCUGUUACCUCCACACUGCCAUUGUUCUCACAUAUUCCACUGACAAACUUCGAAAGUGGAUGUUCAUCUGCAUCGGAUGGUGUAUCCCCUUCCCGAUCAUCGUGGCGUGGGCCAUCGGAAAGCUGUACUACGACAACGAGAAGUGCUGGUUUGGGAAGCAACCCGGAGUUUACACUGACUACAUCUACCAGGGUCCCAUGAUCCUGGUAUUGGUGAUCAACUUCAUUUUCCUCUUCAACAUUGUGAGAAUCCUGAUGACCAAACUACGAGCUUCUACGACCUCUGAGACCAUCCAGUACAGGAAAGCUGUGAAGGCCACGCUGGUUCUCCUUCCCCUCCUGGGGAUCACCUACAUGCUGUUUUUUGUUAACCCAGGCGAGGAUGAGAUCUCUCAAAUCGUCUUCAUAUAUUUCAACUCGUUUCUGGAGUCGUUCCAGGGCUUCUUCGUGUCAGUAUUUUACUGCUUCCUAAACAGUGAGGUCCGUUCAGCUGUGAGGAAGCGGUUCCAUCGAUGGCAGGAGCAGCACUCCAUCCGUGCCAGGAUGACCCAGGCCAUGUCCAUCCCAACAUCCCCUUCACGGGUCAGUUUCCACAGCAUCAAGCAGUCGACUUCACUAUGAAGAAGGAAACCAGCGUGUGUGCUUUGAGAGGAACCUCCAGCUGUCCUCGCUGCAGUUAGACUAGAACACUUCCUGAGCCCCUGCACCAGCCUCCUAGACCUCGGGGGGUACUAGACUUAAACCUUCUGGAGAGAACUGGGACAGGGGAGAGGAACUCUGGAAGGUUAGUUAGUGCAUCAAAAGCUGACCGUGCUAUCUGUGUGACCUGGAUCUGAAUGUGCAGCGCUGCUUCGCUUUGCUGAGCAGCCAUGAAAAGUGUCUGUUCCGUUCCUUUGUGCACUUUUAUUUUUGCUACGAUCAUCAGAGUAAAGUCGUGCCUCUGGACCGAAGCUGACUGGAAACGUCCCAGCGGAAUCCCGUUCCCGAGGCCCAGAGGAAGUGAGGAAAGCUGUCAAACAUUCAGAUUUUUGUUUUACAUUUGGUUUUGUUCUUCCGGUCCUUGUGUUUGUCAUUAGGGUGUCGUGCUGUCAUCGACCGGUCUUUCAUCCACUUUCCAGGAUCACAUUCCAGGUUUCUGUCUGAAGAGUUUUGUUCCACAAGAACACGUGUGCACCAUGUGUUGUUAAAGAGGGUUUAAUAAAGUCACGGAUACAGCUAUAGUGCCGUUUGGAAUAGUGAGCUCUAACCUUCGAACCACUUUUGGAGUGAUUCAAACGGGAAAGUCCAAACCACCUCUCUGGCCUUGCCUUGCAACAACAUUCUUGUUCAAAUGCUUUGGUGGGUUGAAGGAAUGAGCAGAAAUGGAGCUGCAGCCUCUGGUGGUCGAUGCUGUUCUACGAAACGCUGGAUUGGGUCGUUACAGGGAAAGACACUCGCCUAAUAAUGCAAACAAAACCACUUAAACUUUAAAGAUUCAUACCCCUGAUUAGCUUUUCACCCUGUAGGCUUUCUAAGUGAUGUUAAUCUCUUCCUGGCUCUUUAUCCAGACCAGCUGUGUCCAAGCAGCUCCUGCCCUUUAUUGGUUGCCAAGUUUCCAUUGAUUCUUGUGCACAGAUUUGAGCCAUUUCUGCACGAUGUGACCAAAACCUGCAUUAGACCCAGACUGAGUUAAUUUUUAGCUCCCGGCUGAUUUGACUUUAGACCAAAUUGGAAUUAUUCCUUCUUGUUUUCUGAAUGUGGCUGUUUUAAAGUUCAGGUAGAACAAUGAGGCAUAUUUCUACAGACUGUUGGGUUUGAUUUAGUCAACUGUAAACUUUAAGAAUGAAAGGUUCUGUAAUUUUCAUUAAUGACAUUUUUUGUUGCAGCAACAUAAAUUGUCAUCACAUCAAUGUCAUUCUUUAGACACAUCUGAUAAACAUAACAAUUUAAAAUAGCUGUAGAAUCAAAUUAAAUAUUUAAAGGUUUGUAGAUAAUAUGUAAAUGAUAAAUGUCACUAGCCUUUUUUUAAAUAACACAGCCAAUUUCUUUAUUUUUGAUUAAUUUAGAGAUUAAAUUAGGAGAUGAUUGUUCAUCCUGCCCUCUUGGUGAGCCUGAUUACAUCACUGGAGUUGACCAAUGAGAGGAGGGGGUUACUGUGAGGGGGUGGGGCUAACAAAACUAUCAGCUGUUUGACAGGGAGGAGUUGGAUAUUUUGGGAUUUUCAAGUGAAAGAACUAAGACAUCUGAUGAAACAGAAAUAUAAUGUAGAAACAUUUAACUACUGAUUUUAACUUCAUAGAUCCAUCUUUUAUUAAAAAAGAUGCUGUAAAUAUUAGAGAGAGUAUCUGACUAUUUAUACACAUAGAGCUAGAUGGUAAUGAGAGCAGUUUCAGCCCUAGACAAGCUCUGACCUCCAUACUGAAACAAGGCGUUUUGCUGCCAGACUUGUCUUUGUGUCCAUCAGCUUCUCGCUUGUGUUUGUCUUCUGUUUGCUGUUGCAGCGUUUUGUUGAUAGGAGCAGAAAAACUGAACCAAAACUUUGAAUGCACCAGCCAGAAAACCAAAGCAACGAGCUGAAAGCUGCUGAUCUCAGGUGAACUGACUCCAUUUUCACCCCACUUUAAAUAAAACUUGGGAGUUUGUAGAGUUUAGUGUUGAUAUUAAUUUAAAAAUAAACAGUUUGAAAAGCUUGUGGAUAUGGAAACAUAUUGCUGUUACAGCAAGAAAAUUAAUAAUGAAGCACCAUCUCAUUUCAUCAGGUUUUUUAUUAUAACAAUAAACUUUCUUGUUUUAGACACUGAGCUACUGGUUCUUUAUUUAUUUCCUUGCUCUGACCGCAUUGUGCUUCCAUGUGUGGAUUGUCUCCCUGAUGUGUGAAAGUUAGUGUCCAAAGUGUUUUUGGAACAAAACUCCUCAGCUGAGCGGAGAUGUAACGUAGCUGCAGAGGGAGAUGCCCGUCCUUGAAACUUUCCACCCACUUUAACUGUGAUGAGCAGUAACUCAGUUUACUGGUUACCUGUAAAUAUAUAAAUAUCAGAUCUGUGGGGAUAAAAUCCAGGUGAGUUGUCACAACUAAAUCAAAUAAAGCAAACCACUCAAUGUAAAACAUCUUGGACGUAUGUGGUCAUGGGAGUCCACAUUCCUGCUCCAGCAGCUCACUAGCACCACAUUCUGAUGAACCUGCCAUUUUACCGUCUAAUUGUAAACAAAACUCAUCGUUCUGUCAUUAUUAUUAUUUAAUUCCCUUUCAAGUGGUAGUGAGCUAUGGUUGUAAAAUAUGCCCAGAUAGUUAUAACUGACGCCACCAAUGAAGUUUGUUGUUCUCAUUUUGAUUAUCUGUUGUAGUGGAGCAGCUGUUCUCAACUUCAUCCAGUUUUGGGGGGUAAAAUAAAAAUUCUAAAUGUUCUCUAAGGAGCAUGUAUUUGUGCACUAUUGUAAAGAAUGUAAUGGUGAAAGAAAGGAAGCUGGAGGGGGGCGGGUCAAGUCUUUAGAAGUGAAUUUCUGUGGAACCUUUAUAAAAAUGUAAUAUCUAAUCUGCUUGGUGAACAGCCUCCACUCAGAGAAACAAAGAUUAGUUCUGACUGGAUUGACAAGCUAACAGCUAGACACAAUAGAGCCAGUUACAAAAAAGAUGUCUGCCUUUUUUUUAAGCUAUAGUUUCCAAAAUGUCUGACAAAUGAGAUGAAACCGAUGAAAAAAGUCCCACACUGAAUCAGGAGUGAUACAGCUAGCUGGCUGCACCGCUCAUUUUUGCUGAUAAUAACAUCAAAAAUAAAUAUUAAUAUAAAAAUUCAAGAUUUACUGCAACAUAAACAUUCAUAAAGCAAUGUUAGUAUAAAUCACUGAAACAUCAGAUUCACACGUUGGUCUUAACUGUUAGCUCAGAGUAACUGUUAGCUUAGACUAGCUGUUAGCUAGCUUUUAACUCAAACAAGCUGGGAGAUCAGAGUAGCUGUGAGCUCAGACUAGCUGUUAGCUUGUUCAAAGUAACAUUUAAAUCUGCAAACUGCACAGAGCAGAUCAGAUAUAUAUUUUUCACAACAUUAAACAGCAAUCUGCUUCUAAAGGUCUGGCCUGUCUUGUUGUUUUUUUGUUGUUUAAUCCAGGAGUUUAUUGUGAGCAGGAAUCAGCAGCACUCUGCUGUCAUUCCUUCAUCUGGUCUCUAAAAGAGAAACGUUCCUCAGCUCUUUCAUGGUUAUGUGGUACCUAUGGUGAUACACCUGAGUCCCAAUGACAGUUGUGUCAUUAUAUAUUGUUAUUUAUUUUAAAUAUUGUUAUUUUCAUACUUGAAAAGAUGACAAAAAAUAAUAAACUGUGGUGGAUUUGACUGACUGAAAAAAUGUAAGAGAUGUUUAUUUCCAGCACACGAGACGGUUCGAUGCCAGGCUCAGUUCACACUCCCGUUUUGUCUCCAUCGUCUCUUGAGACCAAAACAAACUGGAAGAACAUUUUGAGUGUUGUGAUUCUCUUAGCUUUCUGUGUUUUUGUCCCUGAGCUUUCGAAAAAGAUCUUUCUGCUCAAGUGAACAUUCACCAUUUUCUCCCAGAACCAGGAACAAGAGAGUGGUCCCUAAGCUGCUUUUACUCUGCUCUGCACAACAACACAAACAGGAAAAAAAAAAAAACACUGCUAGUUGCAAAAAUGGACUGUGACAGUUUUCAUGAGAAAUUUUCUGAAGGUUUUAAAGCUUGUGGCACUCUGUAAUGCUUAAUUUGAUGUGAACACUUAGAACAACAGGGUUAGUCAUCGCUGGCGGAACAGCUUCAGGGGAAAAGGUUCCUGUCUCAUUCCACAUUCUUGUUUACAAUCGGGAAUUCCUGCUUCGGGAACUCAUCUUUACAGCCGAAGUGGGAAUGGGAAUGAUUCAGUUUGUGCUCUCAUCAGUGGGUUUGAUGAUUACAUAAUGCAUGUUUACACCAAACAGCAAAGGGUCAUUAUCACCACAGCAAGAAGGGAGCACUCUACUCUUUUCAUGCUUUACACAUACACUGUAAACAAAUAGUUUGAUUGUUCUAAAACCGGCUGCAGGAAUUAGGUGUAACUGAUCAGAAACACACAAACCAGUUCCACUCUCAAACAUUCCCCAGUAAAACAGGAAAUCCCGCAAAAACUCUCAAGAUCAAAUGUGACAUUGAAAUAAACAAACAUGUAGGGAGAGGAAGAAGACUCCAUAUGCUGGUGAAGGUUCUCAGUCAUUCCGGUCAUGGUAAUCCAAAGGGUUCAAAUUAAGGUGUUGUGGUGUGAAAUAUUCAUUUGAGAUUUAAAUUAAGAGCAAAGUUUAUUUAUUAAACAUAAGAUUCAGUAAGAUUCUUUUCAUUCGAUAAACUGGAAAUGCAACCCUUUUCUGUGUUUCGUUUCAAUAAUGGGGCAAGUUUAAAAAUGAAGAAAUUUAUUUACUAACAAUUUUAAACUGAAAAUUUGAAGGGACAAUUAUAAAAAAAUGACAAUUCAUGGAUGGCAGUUUUAAUGACAAUCCUUAACAGCUGUGAUAUUACUUGUUUAAAAGCAAACCUGUGUUGGAUGGAGCUAAAAUUGAGAAUGAUGAGUUUUGAAUGUGUGAAUGCAAUUCUCAGAAGGUUUCUGUCACGGUCUGCCCCUGCCUCCCUGACUGUGGCCUAGUCCACAUGUAGCUGGGUUUUUUUUUAAACGAAUAUCCGCCCCUCCAAAAACUUGCAUCCGCACCACCUCGUUUUAAAAAAACUCUGUCCACACGUACCCGGAUAAAUACGUUGUUAAGGACAUGCCAGACCUGUAGGCGGCAGUACUUCCCCCGUUCUUAACCUCGUCCUUCGUCUGUGGUCUUCCGCAAGGAGCAGUAAUUCCGCUUGCAAAAACAAACAAGCAAAAAGCGCUUGGACAAUUGAUAAAGCGAGCGCAGCUCUGAGGGCAUCCAUGCUGUCGGCUAGUGUAAACACAGGUCGCACACGUGAUGUCAGCAUUUUGUUGUCGUGGAAAGUGACGUUGCAGACCUUAAAACUCCGGUUUUGUCUGUCCACACGCAGACACCCAAAACGGAGAAAACGCAGAUCUUCACUUUGGCCGGAGUUUUUAAAAAGAUCUGUUCUCGUGUGAAAAAAACUCCGUUUUCGUGUGGAUGACAGGCCAAAACGUAGAAAAAUAUCUACGUUUUGGCAGAUCCCCGGCUACGUGUGGACAGGGCCUGUGUCUCUCUCCUGCCCUUGAUUAGUCCUUAUUGUUUUCACCUGCCCCUUGUUUACCUGCCCAUGUGUUCCUCGUUUGCCCUGUGUAUUUAUACCUCCCUCCUUGUAUCAGUCUUUGUCAGAUCAUUGUAGUUUUUGUCAUCGUUGUCUUGUUUCGCUCGUUCCCGUUCCACCAUUAAAACCAUUUUACUUUACCUGAAGCCUGCAUCUGUACCUCCUGAUCAGCUCCACCUCACACGGCCCAUCAUCUCCACACCCGCAACGUGACAGUUUCUUUCAGAGGGAAUGGAAGGUGUUCUGGAUGAAAUGAUGUUUUGCAGAUAACUGAGUUAUUUUUUAGAGAAAACAGCAUCAAAUGCAUUCUAUCGUGUUCUACCUCACCCAAAUAGGUCCCCCUUUGCGGAUCUGGACAUCAGGAGGAUGGUUUCGUCCAAGGUGGCACUUCGGCUGGUAGGGUAGACGCAAGUGCCGAUGGUCUGGUCCAGGGAUGUCCUGGGUACACGGCUGUACGAAGCGUUUGGCAGAUGCACGUUGUCGUAUUUAAAUUAACUUCAGAAAUCAAUGACUCUGGGAGAGUCUUGAGUUAGCUGGUUUACGGUUUGUUUGUUCUUUAGCCAUUCUUGUCGGCAUGACAGAACAGCUUGCAGAGGGUCAAGGAGACGGCCGCUCUCCUUUCCUCGUGGUGUUGGUUGAAGAACUGGACGUGAAAUCUGUAAUGGUUAGUUUUUACCAAACUCUCUCAGAACCCCUCCCUCUCUCUCCGGAAGAAAACUUGGUCAUGCGUCAAAAAAACGUGCUGCAGUUAUUGUUUAUCUGAACUCUGUGUUAGCUGACACUGAAGGUCUUCUUUGCUGAACACAUCUUUAAUCAUUAUAGUAAUUAUCAUUAUAAUACCCAAAGUAUAAUAAUCCAUUUCAUGUAAUUAAAAUACCUUUAUAUCUGAACCAAGUGAUCAUGUAUUAAUGAUUAUUUAAACAGUAAUAAAAUCAAAAGUUUAUUAAUUAUUAUUUAAUAUCAUCGUGGCUUGAAGUGUCCUUCUUCUGGGACGGAACAGCAGAUGAUGUUAUGAUCUUGGCUAGGCAUCGUGGCUCCUUGGUCUUUAAUCUGUGGAUUCAAAGUACUGUUUGACCCAGCUUGACCCAGCUGGGCAAAUGUGACCUUUGGCACAAAUCAGAGAACCUUCAUGCCGUUACAGAGGCAACUGAACUUGAAGCAAAAUGUCUUCAAGAAACCAAAGAAGUCCAGUUGCCUUCAUUUGAACCCUUUGGAUGAACCCGCUCAGGCUCAAAAUAAGUUUUGAUAAAAUGACGAACAACUAAGUCCUUCAGGGGUACUUCUGAGUUAAAAAAUGCUCAUGAAAUACGUAUGUGGAGUAAUCAGGUAGGUAGGUUUUAAAGUUGCAAAUCUGCAACGUCUGCCUCCAGAGGGUUAAGAAGACUUCACUUGCAAUCAGACCAGAGUACUUUUCACACACACCACACACAGCAGGAAUAUCUGACAAGAUUAUCUUUAUAGCCAUUACAGUGAUCUGGGGCGUCCACUUAGUCUGAAAGGAUGAAUUGGGUCAUGAUAAUCUUGUGAUGGGCUGGAACUGUUGAGUCUCUCUUAGUCCAUCUAAGUCCUGUGAGUUCAGACAUAAUCAGUAAAAGUUUUCUAUGAGUUGUUAGAUUACUGCUAGCUGCUUGCUGACAUGGCAAACGGUGGUUCAGUUAGCACUGACAUUUAGCAUUCAAUCAAUCAAUCAAUCAAAUUUAUUUAUAAAGCGCUUUUCAAACAAAGUGUGAUUCAAAGUGCUUUACAAAAUGACCCCAGAUUCCCAUAACAGGUUAAAAACAUUAACAGACAUAUGCAAGCACACGCACACACAAAAGUAAAAAUUAUAUUAGGCUGAGUCCAGAUGAGCCAAGUAUGGUAACGCAAGGAAACGCCAUCAGAGGAGCCAUCUGUCCCGGCAGCAUCAGGUCUUCCACACUAAGUCAGGGCGCUCAGUGGAGGGGGAGCAUAGACCCCCACCUAUAGAGCGCCCAGGAAGCUACAGUCGACCACCGCUCCCGGGGCAGAGGGCCCCUACAGAGGAAAUACUGGAUUAAAAUGAGGAAAAAUAUAAUAAAAGAGCUAAUAUAAAUGACAAAAAUUAGAAAAUAAAUAAUAAAUAAAAUGAUAUAGACAGUAAAAUAAUAAUUUAAAUAAUAAAACUGUGCUAAAAUAUAAUCAUAUAGAACAUGCAAAGCAAGUAAUAAAAUAUAAUCAUGUAAAACGAGAAAUAAAACUGUAGUAAAUAUUUAGAUAAAAGCUAACCUAAAAGGAUGGGUCUUGAGCCUGGACUUAAAAACAUGAACAUUCUCUGCGGCCCUGAGGUCCUCUGGCAGCUCGUUCCAGAGGCAAGGGCCAUGACACUGGAAGGACGCCUCACCGUGAGUGUGCGUCCUGACUUUAGGGAUGACCAGGAGACGCCUGCCAGAGGAGCGCAGAGGCUGUGAGGGUUCACAUGGUAAAAACAGUUGUGAGAGAUAAGAUGGCCCAAGACCAUUGAGACACUUAAAAACCAUUAGAAGAACCUUAAAAUGGAUCCUGAAACAUACGGGGAGUCAAUGCAA